Messenger RNA from Diaporthe batatas, 3551 nucleotides. RefSeq lists its product as uncharacterized. The transcript has 2 exons. Bases 919 to 3210 code for a protein of 763 amino acids. The record is from RefSeq and is a predicted model, not a curated record. Lineage: Eukaryota; Fungi; Ascomycota; Sordariomycetes; Diaporthales; Diaporthaceae.
AUCAACGCAUGCAUGCAGUCGACAUACUAUGUAGUACUCUGGCCGCUGUCGCGGCUGUCCAAGAUGUAUUGUGUUAGCCGUAGAUGAUCUGUCGUCUCUCUCUCUCUCCUCUCUCUCUCUCUCUCUCUUGCUUUUCCCCUCCAACUCUCUCCUGCCUCUGCUGCUUCCCAACUGCCUCUCCCGUCUGUUUGCCUCUUCCAACUACCGCCCCUUACCGAUACCCUGGGCUGCACAUGCCCAGUUUGGCCGCCACCUCCUCUCCGCCGCCCGCACCGCCUUGUCCAGUUCUGCCCGUCCGCUCAUCAAACAGACUCAGUCAAGAUCGCCCUCUUACCGAUUCAUUGAUUCCAAGCUUUUCCCACUGCUCGAAAACUCCACAGCCGGUUUUUGUGGACUUGUUUCGCGUCAAUCUCUCCCUCUGCAGCACCGGGGCCUCCCCUGCCAACACCUGACGUCUCGCGGCAGCCGUCAUAACUGUCUUUGUUGUCCCCUUUUGUGCCAUCUGUCUUGUCUUGCCUUGGUCUCCUGUCCAACCUCGCACACACACAAGAUCAAACCCAUGAUCACAGCGCCUGGUCGACACCACCGCUGAAGCCUGCCUGCGCCCCAAGCACACGACGCUCAUUCUUGUUAUACCACUCCAGUUCAACCCGCUCCCCCCCAGCACUUCGCUGGGCUGCCCUUUGUCCCCACCACCGCCUACUUUUCGCCGGUACUGUGUGGGCCCGCAUCAAGAGCCCCAACGGCCAGAUUACGACAGCCCUUCCACACUCCACCCUACUACUACUACCAACUAUUUCCAGCGUCACUGAGCGCUCCAGCCCUCGCGCUCUGCCCUCGCAAAAGCAAGGCAUGCUCCAUGAGCGUUGCCCCCGCUGAAUCACGACCGGAGAGUCGGCAGCCCAGUUUCAGACGACCAUGCUCGACGAGAAGAAACCUGCCAUCCAGUUCGACCCCCCUGACGCAAAAGCACGACUACGCGCCAGCUCCGUCACCAUGCUGAGGCAGUCGCGUCGCCUCCUCUGGAGGUCCAGAGGCCUGGUAUACACGGCACUCGCCAGUAUCUUCGUGUGCUCGCUACUGCUCAGUGCUACCGGCCGGGGCUAUGGCGUAGUACCGUGGACAGUUGACAUGAGUGGCACGGCCAUGGGUUACGGAAGUGGGCGUAAAUCCUCAAAGGGGAAGCCAACCUCGGAGGACUACGACGACAAGGCUAAUCAAUGGCUGUUCUCCAAGGAAUACAACGAGACUGGGUCACUUCCCGACGCUGGCGUGAUCUACGGGAAUACCCUGACCACACUUGUCGACAAGGACAGAGUCCGGCCCGAGACGGAGGCCAACCUGACCUUAGCCGAUGUCUCGACGGCCUUCACCGAAGAAUCCCCCUACUACUUCAACCCGUACCCGAAAUACGACAGCGACGAGUGGAGGCAGGAGCACCGGGGCGAUUUUGUGCCUUGCGAUGGGCCCCUCGGCGAGAUCAGGGACAUACAGGUGUUCAAGGGACACCCCGAGAAAUGGCCCGCCCCAAGCUUCGGAAGCUUCGACCUGUUCGAUAUCGACCCCAACCUGUGCUACGAAAGAGACACGAGGAUGGGCCAGUAUGGGAUGCAGUUGCAAUUCGACAGGCCAGCGCACAUCCUGGACUGGACAAAGGUGCAGUGGGGCAAGCUGCAGCAGGAGUGCGCAGACAAGAACAAGCCGCGGUUUGACCGCUCGGAUCUCUCAGAAGAGUCUGUCACGACAGGCGGUGCGCAAUCCAACAAAGGAAGCCCGGCCAUAGGCGAGACAUCUGAAGAACUCAAGAAGCAGAGGCAGGCGCAGCGCCUCAAGCGGCGAGGAGCCACCCAAACAUCGGAAACAGCCACCCAGGCCAACUCCACGUCGGCCGUCGUCCGACCGGAGAUCCCUCCCGAGUCCAGGACGGCCGUUUUGUUACGUUCCUACACGGGCAAACGCUAUACUGACAACGAGAAGCACAUGAUGCGGUCACUAAUUAGUGAGUUGUCACUGCGAACCGGCGGGGAGUAUCAGGUCUAUCUCCUGGUACAGGUCAAGGACUCACUCGAGGAUCUUGCGCUGUGGGACAAGGAGACGUACAAGUACGUUAUGCAAACACAGGUCCCCAAGGAGUUCCACGACAUCGCCAUACUGUGGGGCAGCUACGAAGUACAGGAGAUGUACCCCUUACUCGACCCUCUCGACGCGGCGACAGUCCACAAUGCACAGUGGUUGUCAGUGCAGAAGUUUACCAAGGAGCACCCAGAAUUCGACUUCGUUUGGAACUGGGAGAUGGACUCCCGGCUGAUCGGCCAUCAUUACGACGUGCUCACCAAAAUAACCCAAUUCGCCAAGAAGCAGCCAAGAAAGGGGCUCUGGGAGCGAAAUGAGCGCUUCUACGUUCCUGCUUACCAUGGCGAUUACGACACCAAGUAUCGCAAGUUUGUCGAGAAGGCGUCCGGGAAGGACACUGUCUGGGGCGCGCCUGAAUUGCCCUUUAUCAAACCUAUCGGACCCAAACCGCCUGUAGAGUCGCCAGCGCAAGACAGAUAUGAGUGGGGAGUCGGAGAGGACGCCGAUCUCAUAACCCUUUCGCCAAUGUUCAAUGUCGAUGAGAGCAACUGGAUCCUCAGGAACCAAGUCUGGCAGUACAAUGACACCACGCACAACUCUACCGAGCUGCCCCGUCGGGCUACUAUUGUGACACAGUCAAGGCUCUCGAAGCGCCUCAUCGAGGCGAUGUCGGCCGAGAACCUCAAAGGAAACCACGUCGGCUCCGAGAUGGCGGCCGACACGGUGGCUCUCCUUCACGGCCUGAAGGCCGUUUACGCCCCCAUGCCCGUGUUCAUGGACCGGCCGUGGAGCACCGAGCAGCUGCAGAAGUGGUUCAACCCAGGACCAGGAGGCACCAGUGGCGGUCCGGGAAGCGCAAUGGGCUGGGGCCGCGAGCACCGCUUCCAGGGCACCACAUGGUACUACCGAGCACAGCCGCCGCAGCGGCUGUACAACAACUGGAUGGGAUAUGAGGACACAGGAAUCGGUGGUAGGGCAUGGGAGAAUCACAACGGCCGCCCAUGUCUACCAGCCAUGUUCCUGCAUCCUAUCAAGGAUGUAAUGCCAACGUGGUCUGGUUACGCCAGCCAGUCAGAGUUGCCCUACAACUGGUGGGAGGUUUUCAAGGACAAGGAAGAGAAAGAUGGCAAGAAUUGAGUUGCCACGCACAGGAAGGAGUAACUCGGGCCACAGGCCACGACUGACUCACCGGCACCACCGCCGAAAAGGUGGCACAACGAGGGAGACCGCCUCCGCGAGGUUGGGCUUUUUAUAUACCCGGCACAAGAUUGCCAAGCAAUAUACAUCUGGGCAUGGGCAUACAGCAUGCAUAUGAUGGAGAUCAUUGGACCUUGGCGGUGUGGGCAUUUGCUUUGGACCUUUUGCUAUGUGUAUCAUACACGUCAUAGUAUUUUCUUGGUGGGGAGAACUCGAAAAGCUUGUUCGGUUCCCUUUUUAGCGAGGCGUUUGGUAGGGGAAUUUAGAAGACAUUUUGAUCA